This is a messenger RNA of Durio zibethinus, 3492 nucleotides long. The record is from RefSeq and is a predicted model, not a curated record. Lineage: Eukaryota; Viridiplantae; Streptophyta; Magnoliopsida; Malvales; Malvaceae.
AUGGACGUUUAUUUCAUCCCGCUACUAUGGCUUAUUCAAGCAGCAGCAUCGCAAGAAGCAUACGAGUCUGUUUGUGAUGAAACAUGUGGGGAUGUUUAUAUUCCAUCCCCAUUUGGAAUAAGAACUGGUUGCUAUAAAAAUUCGUGGUUUAGAGUAACUUGCAACACAACCGCUAAUAGGCUAAAGCCUUUCAUCAGUCGCAUCAAUUUGGAGCUUCUCGGUUCCUCUUGGUCAGAUAGCAGCGUCACCGUCAACAAUCCUGUAACUUAUCUCAAUUGCAGCAAUAAAGGAAACAAUGGCACGACUCAUCGUGCUAGUGUCAACCUAAAAGGCAGUCCAUUUUUCUUCUCAAGUAGAUUCAACGUAUUCGGUUCAGCAGGUUGCGGCAAAUUGGCCACUGUUUCUCGCGAAAUUCAAACUGAUCCCCUCGCUAGCUGCGUACAACAGCGAUGUGACCACCAGGCUUCUAAAUUAGGUGGCUGCUAUGCCGUAAUUCCUGAAAAUCUCACUUCAUACACUGCAACCGUGACAGAGAUCAUUAAUCCUGGGAAGCAAGAAUACAGCAAGAGAUGCACAUCUGCUUUCAUGUUUGACCCAAGGUCGAUGACCUCAACGUAUCAAGAUCCUCAAUUUCCCGACAGCAUAAGCAUUGAUACGACGCAUGUUCGUGCAACGCUGGAGUGGAACCCCGUCGAUUGCGAUUUGGGAGCCGCACGUUGCCAAGAAGUAGAACAAGUUGGCCCAGAACCUGCACAUCCCAAGCAUGUCUGUAUUGAAAGAUGUGGGAAGGUUAAUAUUACAUACCCAUUUGGAAUUAAACUCGGGUGUUACAUGAAUGAAUCGUUCAGAGUAAGCUGCAAAGAAACCGGUGAUGGGCCAAAGCCUUUCAUAAGUAGCAUCAACAUGCAACUACUUAAUGUUUCAUUUUCCCUGGGCAGAGUCAUCGUCAACAAUUCAGUAACUUAUUUCAAUUGCCGCAAUAAAAGUGAAGAUAAUAAUGGGCUUAGUGUCAACUUAACAGGCAGCCCCUUUUUCUUCUCCCAUAUUUUCAACAGAUUCGUGUCUGUAGGUUGCGGUAGUUUGGCUACUAUUCUUCGUAAUCCAACUGAUUAUCCUGUUGUUGGCUGCCUGCAACCCCGUUGUAGCAAUAUUGUGACCUCCAAUGAUAUCUGCCAUGCGAAAAUACCUCCGGGUCUCAGCUCCUUUAUUGCAAACAUGACAGAGUUUUAUCCUAGUGAUGGCAGCAGGAAAUCAUGUGGGUCUGCUUUCAUGAUCGACGUAAGUUUGUUGGAUUCACCUGGAACAAACCUCGAUCCCAGAACACUGCCAUUUGGACCCAUUCCUACAGCACUGCACUGGGUUUCGCCGAAAGAUAUACACGUUCCUACGGCACUGCAAUGGGCCAGACCAAUACGUGGGUCGUGUAAUUUGAAUGGUUCACAGACAUUUUGCAGCUCCAGUGGUCAAUAUUGUUGGGCAAGAUUGAGCGACAGCCAUCUAUGUGUUUGCAGCGUGGAUGUGAAUUCUGACAACGAUUAUUAUUAUAGUGAUGUAUGCCAAGAUAUAGGCAGUUGCGGGAAUCUUAAACACAGGUACUGUCAUAUGCUUUGUUUGAAUACCCCUGACAACUAUUGUUCGUCGCCAUGCCCUGCUACAUAUGAAUACUCAAGUGCUGAUGAUUGGUGCAUUACCAUUGAUGAUUUACCAAAUUCUACAAAGUCUUAUAAUUUACCGAUUAUUAUAGUUUCCUAUACAGGUUGCAGCACUAGUACUGGGACAGUACUUGUGCUACUUGGCACAUGGAAUCUGUACAAAGUACUAAAAAGGAGAAAAACCAUCAAGAUGAAGCAAAAAUACUUUAAAAGGAAUGGAGGUUUACUUCUGCAACAACAAUUGUCCAGCAAUGAAGGUAAUGUUGAAAAAAUAAGGUUGUUUACAUCGAAGGAGUUGGAAAAGGCGACAGAUUACUAUAACAAGAAUCGAAUCCUCGGUCAAGGCGGCCAAGGAACUGUUUAUAAAGGAAUGUUAACUGAUGGAAGCAUUGUGGCAAUCAAGAAGUCUAAAAUGGUGGAAGAGAAGAAAGUUGAUGAAAAGAAGCUUGAACAGUUCAUCAAUGAGGUGAUACUUUUAUCACAGAUUAACCAUAGAAAUGUGGUUAGGCUUUUAGGAUGUUGCCUGGAGACAAAGGUUCCUUUACUAGUGUAUGAGUUCAUCCCCAAUGGAACACUCUCUCAACUCAUACAUGACCAAAAUGAAGAAUUCCCAUUGACAUGGGAAAUGCGUUUUCGAAUUGCAAUUGAAAUUGCUAAUGCUUUAUCCUAUUUGCAUUCAGCUGCUUCUGCCCCUAUUUAUCAUCGAGACAUCAAAUCUAGCAACAUACUUUUGGAUGAUAAAUACAGAGCAAAAGUGUCAGAUUUUGGAAUUUCAAGAUCAAUUGCACUUGAGCAAACUCAUCUAACCACUCAAGUACAAGGAACAUUCGGAUACUUGGAUCCGGAGUAUUUUCGGUCUAGUCAAUUUACAGAGAAGAGUGAUGUUUAUAGUUUUGGGGUUGUUCUUGUUGAACUUCUGACCGGACAAAAACCCAUCUCCUCGGUACAAUCAGAGGAAGUGAGAAGCUUGGUGAACUUUUUUCUGCUUACAAUGAACGAGAAUUCCCUAUUUGACAUUCUUGAUCCAAUGGUAAGUAAUAAUGGUACAGAAAAAGAGAUUAUAGCAAUUGCAAAGCUUGCGAAGAGAAGCUUGAAUCUUAAUGGAAAGAAAAGGCCCACGAUGAAACAAGUUGCAAUGGAGCUGGAGAGGAUUAAAGCAUCAGAAGAAGCUAAUGCUAUUGAACAAAGUGUGGAUGAAGAUUCUGAUACAGAUGAGAUGAUCGAACCCUGGGCUAUUGCUUCUUGUUCAACGUCUAGGUCAAUCAUAAACGAUAGUGUAACUCUGCCAUUGGAUACAUACUCCUAGUUGGUUUCCAACAGUACUUGUUAAACUUUCUUCCUUUGGUGUCUUUUCUUUGUAAUAUAUCUGCCUGUGUGGUUCAGCUCAUCCUUGUUUUAAUUUCAAACUCUUUUUUACUUCAUUUUUUCUUCCUCUCGUUACUUUCCUCUCACCCGUUGUGGAAGGUCUCAAAUGCAUGCCUAAGACCAUCUCCGUUUCAAAUGUCAUGAUUGAUUAGAAUAAAUAUGAAAAAAAAAAAAAAAGAUUUAGUAUUGUUGACUUCCAACUGUUGUUCUUGGUAUACCAACAAGUGAAGACGAAGUUCAUAUUAUUUCAUACAUGUAAAAGAAGAUACCAUGCUUCUUUGCAUUGAUUUUUAAGUCAAAUAGGUGCCUGAGUGACGAUGAUUGUGGAGAUCUAACAUAUGCCAUCACUGCCAUCAUUUUGAAAUUUCAGAAAGUGAACGAGAAAAACGAGGCCGCCAAGCGUUCAUAUAGGAAUUAUCAAAAAGGAAAAUGAAGACUUUAGAAUGAAUACCUAAUGGACAAGACUCUCCAUCAC